Lactuca sativa (garden lettuce) is the source of this 2278-nucleotide messenger RNA. Its product is annotated as cysteine-rich receptor-like protein kinase 10. Gene Ontology annotation, molecular function: protein serine/threonine kinase activity; ATP binding. Gene Ontology annotation, cellular component: plasma membrane. Gene Ontology annotation, biological process: protein phosphorylation. Lineage: Eukaryota; Viridiplantae; Streptophyta; Magnoliopsida; Asterales; Asteraceae. The record is from RefSeq and is a predicted model, not a curated record.
GCAAUCUAGUGAUCUCAAAAUCUCAAAUAGAGGACCAAAGGGUCUUCCUGUCUUUCACUCCUCUUUUAUGACCCUUCAAACAAAACCUUUCGAAUUCCCUGCCACUUCCUACUCCACAACGGAACAUGUUCAAACUCCCCGGAAAACUCCUCUUAUGGUUCUUUAUUUUCACGUAUUUAAUCAAUACCAUCACCUUGGCUCAACCCAAUUUCACUUCUUAUUACUGUGAAAACGCAGUUAACUAUACCAGAAACAGUACGUACGAAAGAAAUCUUGGCACCACCCUCUCCGCCCUCCCGAACACCAGCUCCGCCUUUGGUUUCUACAACCUCUCCACCGGCGAUGGAAACGACAGAGUCAACUCCAUGGCCCUUUGUCGGGGCGACGUCGAGUCGGAUUUGUGCUUGGGUUGCCUGAACGACUCCAUUGUUAAAUUGCGAGAAAACUGCCCUAACCAACGGGAAGCAACAGGAUACUACGACAACUGCUUGUUGAAAUAUUCCAACAAAAAUAUACUGGGAUACACAUACAGUCCAGAAGAUAUUAUAUAUUUGAGGAAAACCCAAAACGCGCCAGAUAGGGAUCGCUUUAUUGGGUCUCUGAUGCCAUUGUUAAGCGAGCUGAGAACUGACGCAGCGGCCGGCGGAUCGCUGCGGAAGUUUGCCACCGGGAACACGACUGUGCAUGAUUUCACAACCAUUUACGCGCUUAUGCAGUGUACUCCAGACUUAUCAGAAGUGGAGUGCGAAAGUUGCUUAUAUGAUUCUGUCAAUCAGUUUGCAGGUCAGUAUAGUGGGAGAAUUGGAGGGAGUACUCUUCUGCCUAUGUGUAAUUUUAGAUACGAAAUCUAUAGGUUUUUUAACGGGAGUACUAUGUUAAUACCAUCACCGCCAACCUUGCCGGUGUCUCCGCCGCCUGUUCAACCACCACCAGGCAAAAAUAAAAACCAAACACGAACUGUGAUAAUAACAAUUUCUAUUGUCACAGUCAGUGUGGUCUUAAUAAUUGCUUCCAUAUAUAUCUUCAGAUUGGGGAAAAAGAAGAAGCAAACACCUCCAAGUGAAAGUAUUCAAACUGAAACUAUGGAUAUCGGCACUGUUGAAUCAUUGGAAUACAACUUUAGUACAAUAAAAGCAGCAACAAAUGACUUCUCGGAAGACAAUAAGCUUGGAAAAGGCAGUUUUGGAGCAGUUUACAAGGGUAAGCUUGGAGAUGGACUAGAAAUUGCAGUAAAGAGGCUAGCAAGGGAUUUUAGGCAAGGUGACAUAGAAUUUGAGAACAAGGUUUUGCUUGUCGCCAAGCUUCAACAUCCUAAUUUAGUCAAGCUGCUUGGUUUCAGCUUAGAAGGCAAUGAGCGACUUCUCGUCUAUGAGUUCUUGCCAAAUGCAAGUCUUGAUCGGUUUCUAUUUUAUCCAGCUAAGAAUACAAUUCUAGAUUGGGAAAAGCGAUACAAGAUCAUCAAGGGGGUGGCCAAGGGACUAUUAUACCUUCAUGAGGACUCCUAUCUAAGGAUAAUUCAUCGUGAUUUGAAAGCCAGUAAUAUUUUGUUAGAUGCGGAAAUGAAUCCUAAAAUAGCAGAUUUUGGAAUGGCCAGAUUGUUUGACCCUGACGAAUCUCAAGGCGACACAAAUCAAAUUGUAGGAACCUGUGGUUAUAUGGCACCAGAAUAUGCAACGCACGGCGAAUUUUCAGUAAAGUCAGAUGUAUUUAGCUUUGGAGUUUUAUUGUUGGAACUAGUAACAGGUCAAAAGAACCAAUGUUUUCGAAAUGGAGAGGACAUUGAAGACCUUCGUAGCUAUGCAUGGAAAUGUUGGCGAGAUGGGACCGUGACAAACAUUAUAGAUCCUACAUUGAUGACCGGAUCUGGUUUGCGUGAUAUCAGUAGAAGUAUCCAGAUUGGGUUAUUAUGCGUUCAAGAUACUGCUUAUGACAGGCCAACCAUGGCUGCUGUUGUUCUUAUGCUUAAUAGUUUCUCUAUCACACUUCCAGUACCUUCAAAGGCUGCAUUUUUCAUGCGUAGUACCAUUGAUCCUCAAUUUCCACUCCUUCAAGAGUACAGUUCUUCAACUGGGAGCAGCAGUUUAGAAAAAAUUAAAAUAUCAAAAUCAAGAUCAUCCCAAAUUUCAGUAAAUGAUAUCUCAAUGUCUGAAAUAGUUCCUAGAUAGGUUUUACUCAAAAUAAGUGUUGAAAUAUCAACCCUUUUUAGCGAAGAGAAUACUACACUACACUGUGUUACAAGUCGAGUAUUAUGAUAAUGAUUCAAAUGGAAUAACAACUA